AUGGAGAUGAAGAAGAUUGCCUUCGGUGUUGUUUUCGCCGCUGCUUUCAUGACCGCAGUCAUGGCUACAGAGGUUGGAGCUCCAGCACCGGGACCGGCCGCAAGCGGAGCCUCCUUAGCCGUACCGGCUCUUGGCUCUUUGGUUGGAGCUUCCCUUGUGUCUCUCUUCACCUACUACUUAAACUAA
Molecule: messenger RNA, 186 nt
Organism: Arabis nemorensis
Lineage: Eukaryota; Viridiplantae; Streptophyta; Magnoliopsida; Brassicales; Brassicaceae
Source: the annotation of a GenBank genome assembly